This is a messenger RNA of Trachemys scripta elegans, 4913 nucleotides long. It is a transcript of the gene POLR3A, whose product is annotated as RNA polymerase III subunit A. Gene Ontology annotation, molecular function: DNA-directed RNA polymerase activity; DNA binding. The record is from RefSeq and is a predicted model, not a curated record. NCBI's taxonomy places the organism in Eukaryota, Metazoa, Chordata, Testudines, Emydidae. Gene Ontology annotation, biological process: DNA-templated transcription. The coding region runs from base 122 to 4327 and encodes 1401 amino acids. The transcript has 32 exons.
CGAGGAGACGGAGGACGCUGAGCGGCCGGUGCUGUGACUUCUGCAGUGCGGUGGGGGCGCGCGCCCCCGGCUCCCUUCUCCCGUCCGUGCGGGCAGCGCCUCGCGCCCCGCCGCCGCCAUCAUGGUGAAGGAGCAGUUCAGGGAGACCGACGUGGCCAAGAAAAUAAGCCACAUCUGCUUUGGCAUGAAAUCUCCAGAAGAGAUGCGCCAGCAGGCUCACAUUCAGGUGGUUAGUAAGAACUUGUACAGCCAGGACAACCACCACUCUCCACUGCAGUAUGGAGUACUGGACCAUCGUAUGGGUACCAGUGAAAAGGACCGUCCAUGUGAAACCUGUGGGAAGAAUCUAGCUGACUGUUUAGGGCAUUAUGGCUACAUUGACUUGGAGCUGCCAUGUUUCCAUGUUGGGUACUUUAAAGCUGUCAUAGGCAUCUUACAGAUGAUCUGCAAGACCUGUUGCCGUAUACUGUUGUCCUCAGAGGAGAGAAAACAGUUUUUGGAUUAUCUGAAGAGGCCUGGUCUGACCUACCUGCAGAAACGGGGAUUGAAAAAGAAAGUCUCUGAAAAGUGCAGAAAGAAAAGCACCUGCCCUUAUUGUGGCGCUUUCAAUGGUACUGUAAAGAAGUGUGGCUUAUUGAAGAUAAUCCAUGAGAAGUACAAGACCAAUAAGAAAGUGGUGGAUCCAAUAGUGUCCAGUUUCCUUCAGUCCUUUGAAACUGCCAUAGAACAUAACAAAGAAGUAGAAUCCUUGCUGGGGAGAGCUCAGGAGAAUUUGACUCCUUUAAUGGUGUUGAACCUCUUUAAAAGAAUCCCAGCGGAAGAUAUACCUCUGCUUCUGAUGAAUCCAGAAGCAGGAAAGCCUUCAGACUUGAUCCUGACACGACUCCUGGUACCUCCAUUGUGCAUCAGACCCUCUGUUGUGAGCGACUUGAAGUCUGGCACCAACGAAGAUGACUUGACGAUGAAGCUUACAGAGAUAAUUUUCCUCAAUGAUGUAAUCAAAAAGCAUAGGAUAUCGGGAGCCAAAACACAGAUGAUAAUGGAAGACUGGGACUUCCUGCAGCUGCAGUGUGCCCUCUACAUUAACAGUGAGCUCUCUGGAAUUCCUCUUAACAUGGCACCCAAGAAAUGGACUAGAGGUUUUGUUCAAAGACUCAAAGGGAAGCAGGGUCGGUUUAGAGGCAAUCUGUCCGGAAAGCGAGUGGACUUCUCAGGCAGAACAGUCAUUUCACCUGACCCCAACUUACGAAUAGACGAAGUGGCUGUGCCUGUUCACGUUGCCAAAAUAUUAACAUUCCCUGAAAAAGUGAACAAAGCUAACCUGAAUUUUAUGAGGAAACUCGUACGGAAUGGUCCCGAAGUUCACCCUGGAGCCAAUUUCAUUCAACAGAGGCACACACAAAUGAAAAGGUUUUUGAAAUAUGGAAACCGUGAGAAGAUGGCUCAGGAGCUCAAGUAUGGUGACAUUGUAGAGAGGCAUCUCAUAGAUGGGGAUAUAGUUCUGUUCAACCGACAGCCCUCUCUGCACAAGCUGAGUAUCAUGGCUCACAUAGCGAGAGUAAAGCCCCACAGGACCUUCAGGUUUAAUGAAUGUGUCUGUACACCAUACAAUGCUGAUUUUGAUGGAGAUGAAAUGAAUCUUCAUCUUCCUCAAACAGAGGAGGCCAAAGCAGAAGCACUGAUUCUCAUGGGGACCAAAGCGAACUUGGUAACACCAAGAAAUGGAGAGCCUUUGAUUGCUGCUAUUCAAGAUUUUCUUACAGGUGCCUAUCUUCUCACACUAAAAGACACCUUUUUUGACCGAGCCAAGGCCUGUCAAAUUAUUGCUUCUAUCCUGGUUGGCAAGGAUGAGAAGAUUAAAGUUCGCCUUCCACCACCAGCAAUUCUAAAGCCUGUAACCCUGUGGACAGGAAAGCAGGUCUUCAGCCUCAUUCUCAAACCUAGCGAUGACUGUGCUGUGAAAGCCAAUCUCCGAACCAAAGGAAAACAGUACUGUGGCAGAGGGGAGGAUCUGUGUAUCAAUGAUUCUUAUGUUACAAUCCAGAAUAGCCAGUUGAUGAGUGGCAGUAUGGACAAAGGAACCUUAGGAUCUGGAUCCAAGAACAAUAUCUUUUACAUUCUGCUGAGAGACUGGGGGCAGGUAGAGGCUGCAGAUGCUAUGUCACGGCUAGCCAGGCUUGCUCCUGUUUACCUCUCUAACCGUGGGUUCUCAAUUGGGAUUGGUGAUGUAACUCCAGGACAGGGACUGCUAAAGGCUAAAUAUGAACUUCUGAAUGAUGGCUAUAAGAAAUGUGAUGAAUACAUUGAAGCUUUGCGCACUGGUAAGCUGCAGCAGCAGCCUGGCUGUACCGCAGAAGAGACAUUAGAGGCCUUAAUCCUUAAAGAACUCUCUGUGAUCAGAGACCAUGCUGGCAGUGCCUGUCUCAGAGAACUAGAUAAAAGUAACAGUCCCCUUAUUAUGGCUCUCUGUGGUUCUAAAGGUUCCUUUAUUAACAUAUCGCAGAUGAUUGCCUGUGUAGGACAGCAGGCUAUCAGUGGGUCACGUGUGCCUGAUGGAUUUGAAAAUAGGUCUCUGCCUCACUUCGAGAAGCACUGUAAGCUUCCAGCUGCAAAAGGUUUUGUUGCCAAUAGCUUCUAUUCUGGCUUGACUCCGACUGAGUUCUUCUUCCAUACGAUGGCUGGUCGAGAAGGUCUAGUUGAUACAGCUGUAAAAACAGCUGAAACUGGAUAUAUGCAGAGACGGCUGGUGAAAUCUCUUGAAGAUCUUUGCUCUCAAUAUGAUCUCACUGUCAGAAGUUCUACUGGUGACAUUAUACAGUUCAUUUAUGGGGGAGAUGGCUUAGAUCCUGCCGCUAUGGAAGGGAAAGACGAACCUUUGGAAUUCAAGCGAGUCCUGGACAACAUCAGAGCAGUAUAUCCAUGUCAAAAUGAACCAGCUCUUAGUAAAAAUGAAUUGGUGUUAACUGCUGAGUCCAUCAUGAAGAAAGUUGAAUUCCUUUGCUGCCGGGACAGUUUCCUACAGGCAUUAACUGAGACAGGUUAUGAAAAGUAUAAUGAGGAGAUUAAAAAAUUCAUCAAAAGCGUUUCUGAAAAGAUCAAGAAAACCAGGGACAAGUAUGGUAUUAACGACAAUGGCACAACAGAGCCACGUGUCUUGUACCAAUUGGAUCGAAUUACCCCAACGCAGCUAGAGAAGUUUCUAGAGACCUGUAGGGACAAAUACAUGAGGGCACAGAUGGAGCCUGGCUCUGCAGUAGGAGCUCUGUGUGCUCAGAGUAUUGGUGAGCCUGGCACACAGAUGACUCUGAAAACUUUCCACUUUGCUGGUGUUGCCUCGAUGAACAUCACUCUGGGUGUUCCUAGAAUCAAAGAAAUUAUUAAUGCCUCCAAAGCAAUCAGCACACCUAUUAUCACAGCACACUUGGACAAGGAUGAUGAUUCUGAUUUUGCCCGUCUGGUUAAGGGAAGAAUUGAGAAAACUCUAUUAGGAGAGAUUUCAGAGUACAUCGAAGAAGUGUUUCUUCCUGAUGAUUGCUUUAUACUGGUCAAGCUCUCUCUGGAGCGGAUUAGACUGCUGAGACUAGAGGUGAAUGCAGAGACUGUGCGAUAUUCUAUCUGCACAUCUAAGCUAAGAGUGAAGCCUGGGGAUGUUGCCGUUCAUGGAGAGGCAGUUGUCUGUGUGACCCCUCGUGAGAAUAGUAAGAGUUCAAUGUAUUAUGUCUUGCAAUCCCUGAAAGAAGAGCUACCAAAGAUUGUAGUGCAAGGUAUCCCAGAGGUGUCUCGAGCGGUCAUUCACAUUGAUGAGCAGAGUGGCAAGGAGAAAUACAAACUUCUGGUGGAAGGUGAUAACCUACGAGCUGUCAUGGCCACCCAUGGAGUCAAAGGAACUAAGACCACUUCUAACAACACUUAUGAGGUAGAGAAAACACUAGGGAUUGAAGCUGCUCGAACAACCAUUAUCAAUGAGAUUCAGUACACUAUGGUAAACCAUGGUAUGAGCAUUGACAGGAGGCAUGUUAUGCUGUUAUCAGAUCUGAUGACAUACAAGGGUGAAGUCCUGGGCAUUACUAGGUUUGGGCUGGCAAAAAUGAAGGAAAGUGUGUUAAUGCUGGCUUCUUUUGAAAAGACUGCAGACCAUCUGUUUGAUGCUGCCUACUUUGGGCAGAAGGAUUCUGUGUGUGGUGUUUCUGAGUGUAUCAUCAUGGGAAUUCCAAUGAACAUUGGAACAGGACUCUUCAAACUGCUGCACAAAGCAGACAAGGAGUCAACCCCUCCUAGGAGGCCCCUUAUUUUUGAUAACGAAUUUCAUAUUCCACUUAUCAAAUAGGAGCUACACAACACCAGUUUGCAAGAACAUGGUAUAAAGCUUAAACUAAAGUGUUUUUACUACACUCAUCUCAAAAUAAGUUUGAGCUGUGACUUGGUAAAUUAAAUAUUGUCAAAGAAGUUGGGCAGUUGCUCACUAGUUGCUGAUACAGACUUUUAAAGGAGAAUACUGGUCUAUACAGAGAAGUAGAAAUUGGUUUAAAAUUAAUGUCCAUUGACUAUGCUUAGUUGCUAAUGUGCAAGAAUUUUCCAUGCUACAGAUAUGCAUGCAACACACUGGCUGGAAGACAACUGGAGGAAUUGUUACAUUACUUAAAAUAAAUACUCCCAAAGCGUGGUGGUUGCGGUGUAACAGGAAUUGACUUUCUUUUUCCUAUGUCAUCACAAAUAAAAACAUCCAUUUUCUGACAGACUCAACUUCUUGGUGUUGGGAGUUGAGGUGUUUCGAAUACAAAGCACAGGUGCAAUGACCUUGGUGCCUUUAGAAGUGGACAUUUUUGGACUGCUGUCACUAGAGGAUCACUAGUAGAACUGGUUAAAUGACUACAAAAGGCGCAUAUAAGGCGGUUACAGCUAAGAAUUAUAUG